Messenger RNA from Cicer arietinum (chickpea), 1430 nucleotides. Its product is annotated as ethylene-responsive transcription factor-like protein At4g13040. Gene Ontology annotation, biological process: regulation of DNA-templated transcription. NCBI's taxonomy places the organism in Eukaryota, Viridiplantae, Streptophyta, Magnoliopsida, Fabales, Fabaceae. Gene Ontology annotation, molecular function: DNA-binding transcription factor activity; DNA binding. The record is from RefSeq and is a predicted model, not a curated record.
UUUCUCUUUCCAAAACAACCAUCAAUACCAUCCCUUCCAUUCCACCACCCUUCCUUUUCUUUUUUCUUUCAUACAUAGAAGAAAAAUAAAUAAAAAAUAAAAAACAAAAACAAAAAAACAAAAGGUGGUAGAUGCAUGAGCCACAACACACACAUUAUCUCAUACAACCACACUCACCACCUUAACUUCCCCAAAAUUUCUUUUAUUUUUCUUCUUCACUUUUUCCCCUCAAUUUUUCUCACUUGGAUUCUCUUUUCUCUCUCUGCCGUCACCAUUUUACCAACAACAAUGGCUCCAUGACUUGUUCUUCCUCUUUCCAUACGGAUUUAAUCAUCAUGCUUUGAUGACUGGUAAAAAUAUUGGAGCUAAAAAUGGUAAGCUUAAGAAGGCGUAGACUUUUGGGACUAUGCUCAGGAAACAGUUCAUUUGUAACUCCGCUUCCUCUACAUUGUGAGAAUCUAACUGGUUCUGAAAAUUUGUCAUGGCAUGCUAAACCGAAGAGUGAACAGGCUAUGCUGUCAGAUGAUGCAAGCAUCCUGGACAGUGUAGGAACAAGAUUAAGCAUCCUGGACAGUAAUACUAUUGUGCAAGAAGAACCGGGCUCGUCUAGUAUUUCUGGUUCAAGUUCUUCCAAAGAACAGCUUAUUCAACAAAUCCUUGCAGGACCUCCUGUCAAACGUAGGAAGCGACAUAGGAGAAAGAAUUUUCACAGUCAAGAAGCAUGCAUGAGAGGUGUCUACUUCAAAAAUAUGAAAUGGCAGGCUGCGAUAAAAGUCGACAAGAAACAGAUCCACCUAGGGACUGUUGGAUCACAAGAAGAAGCUGCUCGCUUAUACGACAGGGCUGCCUUCAUGUGCGGGAGAGAACCUAAUUUUGAGCUUCCGGAGGAAGAGAAGCAAGAACUCCGCAAAUUCAAAUGGGACGAUUUCUUGGCAAUGACUCGACAAGCAAUCACACGGAAAAACUAAAUUUUAACAGUUGCGUGCGAAAAAAUUUAGAGCACAAGAGAAGGAUUAUCCCAGAACUUCCGAAUAGUCUCGAGCCGCAUCCUUUGCACAAAGAUGAUUGGGAAAGCAAUCAAGGAGUGAGAGGAUUCUAUGGUUAUGAAAAUGCAGAGCAGGAGGAAACAUGAGUCUCUUGAAAAUUAUGAUUCAGGAACCAAGAUUCUUCUAAUCCAAUUCAAAAUGCUAGAUCCAUGUUUAUUAUGAUAGAAUUCAUAAACCUUAAGACAUGCAAAUUACUACAACCUUAACCCAAUAAAGAGCACAUGCCAACUUUAAGGUGCUGAGAUAUUUAAUCAGUUCACCAAUGGAAAUGAAGAUGCUUCUAUUCAUUUUCACAUUAAAGAGAUAUAUUUUUAAGUUUUUCUUUGGCAGUUAUGGUCCAUAUUUAGUAUUAAAAUAAUUACACAUUGGCAUGUGUUUUUGUGA